This is a messenger RNA of Dothidotthia symphoricarpi CBS 119687, 1604 nucleotides long. RefSeq lists its product as uncharacterized. NCBI's taxonomy places the organism in Eukaryota, Fungi, Ascomycota, Dothideomycetes, Pleosporales, Dothidotthiaceae. The transcript has a single exon. The record is from RefSeq and is a predicted model, not a curated record. The coding region runs from base 93 to 1418 and encodes 441 amino acids.
AGCCACUCACCCACUUUUCUUCUCACGAGUCGACUGCCGUUACCGAAGCGAACGAUAUGACGAGAACCAAGCAAGCAAAGUACAGGAAAGCAAUGCCCAAGAAAACGAAGCCCAAAGAAGGGAACUCUAAGGAUGCAGAGCCCAAGAAACCUAAACCGAGCGAAGAAGCUAUCGCGAGUCUCCGACAGCGCUAUCACCAAGCUCGAGAUGCUCAAUUACGCCAAUGGUAUGCAGACUCGCAAAGCACUGACAGCAAAGUGAGCACACCCGCACAAAUUAGGUUGCAGACGCAAAUGCAAUUACGAGAGCAUCGCAAGCAGUUCGCUACAUUGAGGCGUCAGCGCAAGAACUGUAAACGCCGCGAAGACGCUAUUGGUCUUUCGGAUUUGCAGGAAGAGUCGAAGAGAGCCAACAGUGCUUACGCCUCGUCCAUGAGAUUACUCAAAGGAAAGACAACGUUGCUCAAACCCGAGCGUGUAUUGGGGCGCUGGAUGACGAACCCUCCAACUCUCCAAGAGGUUCUCGACGACAUAAAUCUGGAUAAGAUGCAUGACUUUGGUGCAUUUAAGGUGGACCAGAACCUCUUGACUCCACAUCAAGAAAAUGACGAGGUAAUCCCGGAGUACAAAGAAGACGAUGACUGGGUAGCCAGUGUCUCCAAAAUGAAUCUACACGAUACCGACCAGGGGCAGAACAAGUAUCAGAAGAACACAGCGUUUUUGGAAAGGCCGUUGUAUGCAUCUCAAGAGGAGGUCUCUCAAGAUGAGCAAGAGGAGGUCAAGUCAAUCUGGAUGAAACACGAAGCCAGGAUGGUACGACGCUUCGAAGCAACAAUGUCAGAAUCUGAUGUGCAGACGAUGCUCAUCAAUCAGAAGCAAGCCUUUGAUCAGCAUCAUCACUACGAACACUUGGUCAUUGAGGAACACGAGAGGACUAAAAACCUGACAGCCGCCAACAUUGUUAUGUUCAACAAUCGAUAUAUAAGAACGUGCGUCAACCCCACACUCGAGCUGAUGUGUCAUAAUCAGGGUACGUGGGAUAUCGUGUCCACCAAGUUGUGGGAUUACCUCGACGGCAGCAAGAGUUGGAUCUCACAAGACUGGAUCCUCGGAGGCCAAAUGUGUAUCGAGACGUUUUCCGAUUUACCUCGCGUCCAUGUGACAUUCGGCACACGCACCUUCAGUACCGAUUGUGUUCAACUACCCACCCUCGUCGAUCCACAGCCAUUUGCAUUACGAGCAUUCUGCGAACAAGAUGGUUCGAAUGUGCUGUUCAGCAUCACUUUCCUCACGAGCGGCUUUCUGAAGGUCCAAUUUCCUGCACUCUCGAUAAUCCAGCCAGAUGGAGGGUCCAAGGUUGUUCCCACCGCGGAGACGGUUCUAGAGUUGGUAGGUGUGUACACCGGAAUGCAUGGAUAGAACGAGGGAGCCGGUAUUGCAACACUUAGGUGAUUUGGUUUGCGGAGUUGAUUGGGCAUUUGGAAAGACACAUUAAAGUGGUUAUGCGGACCAUGUCACGGAGGCAUCAGACGUUCAUCAUGUGGAAUGUGAAGGAUUGAGGCUAUUCAGCAACCUGAGAUUGCUUGGAUAGAUUCUGGACUAGCC